Microthlaspi erraticum is the source of this 396-nucleotide messenger RNA. The record is from the annotation of a GenBank genome assembly. Lineage: Eukaryota; Viridiplantae; Streptophyta; Magnoliopsida; Brassicales; Brassicaceae.
AUGCUUCUCAGUCUCGUCGCCGGUUACGUCCUCUCUUCUUCUUUGAUUCUUCAGGAAUCCCACCUACUCGUUCGAACUACGUUCUUCUUCGGAGGCUCAGAGUUGGAGAUUUCGUUUUCGCCGUCCGUGUACUCACCGUCUCGCCGGAAAUCAACACAUGCAAAGACGAUAUUGAAGAGUAUGGAGGCUUCGAAGGUUCCGAAAAGAUACCAGGUUGCUCUGCUUAUCGGAGGUCUUUAUAUUUGUGGAAAGGUUGGAUGGGAAUCUGUAAUGAGAAUGGGAAUAUGCACACGAGAACUGUUCUUCUAUGAGACUAUAAAAUACAUGUAUCCUCCUCCAUGUUGCUACACUUUGGAUUCUAGCAUGAAGCUACAGUACAUUAAAGAUGAAACAUAG